Plasmopara halstedii is the source of this 1242-nucleotide messenger RNA. RefSeq names its product cmgc gsk protein kinase. Gene Ontology annotation, cellular component: cytoplasm. Bases 1 to 1242 code for a protein of 413 amino acids. The record is from RefSeq and is a predicted model, not a curated record. Lineage: Eukaryota; Oomycota; Peronosporomycetes; Peronosporales; Peronosporaceae. The transcript has 6 exons. Gene Ontology annotation, molecular function: protein serine/threonine kinase activity; ATP binding. Gene Ontology annotation, biological process: signal transduction; protein phosphorylation.
AUGAGCGACGCCUCCAAGCCUUUGGCGACGAAAGAUUCGUCGCGGCAGCUUCGUACAGACGACGACAUUGAAACUGUGGAGACAACAGCUUCAAAUACAAAGAAGAAGGAAGAUAUGCGUAAUGAGAGUACAGGCAUUACUGUCGGCGACUCAGCCCAUACACUCUCGGAUGGCAAAACCAUCCACUAUUCAGCCGAGCGGAUCAUCGGCAAUGGAUCGUUUGGUGUUGUAUUUCAAGCUACAGUAGAGGAAACCGGUGAGAUUGUCGCGAUCAAGAAAGUUUUGCAAGACAAACGUUUUAAGAAUCGCGAGUUACAGAUCAUGCAACAGUUGCACCAUGUAAAUAUUGUGCAACUUAAGCACUGUUUCUAUUGCAAUGGAGACAAACCUGAUGAGUUGUAUCUAAAUCUGGUGCUUGAAUUUAUCCCGGAUACUGUCUAUGGAGUGGCGAGGCAAUUACAAAAGGCAAAACAGUACAUGCCUAUUGUACUUGUGAAACUUUAUAUUUACCAGAUCUGUCGUUCGUUGGCUUAUAUCCAUUCUACGGGCAUCUGCCAUCGUGAUAUUAAGCCACAAAAUUUGCUACUUGAUCCUCAAUCGCAUGUGGUAAAAUUGUGCGAUUUUGGAAGUGCCAAAGUAUUGCAAAAGAAUGAACCCAAUGUGUCAUACAUUUGUUCCCGUUAUUAUCGCGCUCCCGAGCUGAUUUUUGGUGCAACAGAUUAUACGACAGCAAUUGAUAUUUGGUCACUCGGUUGUGUUUGUGCCGAGUUACUUCUUGGACAGCCUUUAUUUCCAGGCGAGAGUGGUGUGGAUCAAUUGGUUGAGAUCAUAAAAGUGCUGGGUACACCACAACGUGAAGAGAUUGAAGCCAUGAACCCAAAUUACACGGAGUUUCAGUUCCCUCAGAUCAAAGCUCACUCUUGGAGCAAGAUUUUUCGCUCUCGAACGCCACCAGAAGCAAUUGACUUGCUGUCCAAAAUGCUGGUCUAUGAUCCGAAAAGACGUGUGAAGCCUUUGGAAGCCGCAGCGCAUCCAUUUUUUGACGAGCUACGACAGAAAAACCUGAAGUUGCCCAAUGAUGCACCAUCACCUGCGUUGUUUAAUUUCACCUUGCAAGAACUCUCGCAAGUAGAUAUUAGUACGCGCGAGCUUUUAGUACCGGAACAUGAACGAAACUCGACAAAUUGGCCUGUCUUAGAAGACGGCACGUGGCCAGAUGCUGCAACUCUUGAGACGUCUUAA